UUUCACUACUUCAGUUCUGAAGCUAAUCCCAACUCACUCAAAAUGGCUCAUCAGCUUCACUUCGUUAUACUUCCUCUCAUGAAUCAAGGCCAUAUGAUACCCAUUGUUGAUAUUGCCCGAAUACUAGCCCACCGUGGCGCCGCCGUCACCAUAGUCACCACUCCGCUUACUGCCGCCCGAUUUCGAUCAGUUAUUUCCCGAGCAAUCCAAGCCAAACUCAAGAUCCAACUACUUGAGCUCCAGCUCCCAUUAGCCGAAGUUGGUUUGCCGGAAGGCUCAGAAAACUUUGAACAGAUUCCGUCGUCGGAGGUCAUGGUCAAGAUCUUUGCCGCCAUGGACUUGUUAGAACAACCGGUGGAGGAUCUGCUCAGGCGACUAUCUCCUCCUCCAGCUUGCAUAAUCUCAGACCCUCCUUUCCAUUGGACUACAGAUAUGGCUCGACGGUUUAACAUCCAGCGGCUCGUGUUCCAUGGACCCGGAUGCUUCUGGCUCUUAUGCAAACACAUUGUGGCCAAAACCAACAUCUUGGAUCGGAUCGAAUCGGACUCGGAGAAGUUCGUUCUGCCUGGUUUGCCUGACCGAGUUGAACUCACUAAACUUAAGGUUUCCGGUACCUCCGAAACUAGAUCACCUGAAGAGAUAGCGAUCCGCGAGCGUUUUCAAGAAGCGGAGGAAGAUGCAUACGGGAUCGUGGUUCAUAGUUUCGACGAGUUGGAACCUAAAUAUGUUAAAGAAUUGGCAAAGGCCAAAAACAAGAAAAUAUGGUGUGUUGGCCCAGUUUCUUUAUAUAACAAAGGUGAUAUGGAUAUAGCCGAGAGAGGAAACAAGGCUGCGAUCAACGAGCAUGACUGCUUGAAAUGGCUCGAUGCAAAGGAACCAGGGUCCGUGGUCUAUGUUGGGCUGGGAAGUCUUACGCGUAUGUCUACAGAACAAGCCAUUGAGCUCGGACUAGGACUCGAGUCCACCAACCGACCGUUCAUAUGGUGCAUAAGAACUAAAACCCAAGAACUAAAGAAAUGGUUUAUAGGGUUCGAAGAACGGGUUAGAGACCGAGGGUUGAUCGUCCAUGGCUGGGCACCACAAGUCUUGAUACUGUCACACCGGUCCGUUGGAGUUUACUUAACACAUUGUGGAUGGAAUUCGAUUCUAGAAUCCAUCUGUACUGGGGUGCCGAUGGUUACAUGGCCACAUUUUGCAGAUCAGUUUCUUAAUGAAACGUUCAUUGUAGAAAUUCUGAAGAUUGGAGUUAGGAUUGGUGUAGAGGUUCCUGUUUCUCUCGAAGAAAAAAUUGGAGUGAUGGUGAAGAAGGAUGACGUCAAGAUAGCAGUUGAAUGCUUAAUGGAUGAAGGUGAAGAAGGAAACCAGAAAAGGAGAAGGGCCAGCGAGGUUGCAGAAAUGGCGAAGAAAGCAAUGGAAGAAGGUGGGUCUUCUUAUCUUAACGUGUCUUCGUUGAUUCGAGAUAUUAGUGAAGGGUUAACGGAGAAGUCGGCAGUCGGAACACCUUCGCCGCCGUGAAAACCAAGCUCGGCAACCACAACACCCAGACUGCUGCUACGAUGACAACAUGAACCGAAGCAAUCAAAUGCUUGAUUUCUUCCAAAUCAACAAUAAAAAACAAAGUUUUAGAGGUGGGGACCGGAAAAUGGAAGGUCACGGUGGUGAUGGCGGUUUCAAUGGUGG
Cynara cardunculus var. scolymus (artichoke) is the source of this 1680-nucleotide messenger RNA. RefSeq names its product UDP-glycosyltransferase 73E1-like. Lineage: Eukaryota; Viridiplantae; Streptophyta; Magnoliopsida; Asterales; Asteraceae. Gene Ontology annotation, molecular function: UDP-glycosyltransferase activity. The record is from RefSeq and is a predicted model, not a curated record. The transcript has a single exon. The coding region runs from base 43 to 1515 and encodes 490 amino acids.